AUGCUCGCGCUAAUAGCGAUAAGCCUAGCGGCCCCUAAAUUACGGGCCUAUAUUAAGAGGAGCAACUACUACUCUAUUAACGGUAGCGAUUAUUUUCCUUAUAAUAAGGGGAGAGCGUAUGAGCGAGCUAUUUAUAGCUAUUGGUAUUAA
Fulvia fulva is the source of this 150-nucleotide messenger RNA. RefSeq lists its product as uncharacterized. The coding region runs from base 1 to 150 and encodes 49 amino acids. The record is from RefSeq and is a predicted model, not a curated record. Lineage: Eukaryota; Fungi; Ascomycota; Dothideomycetes; Mycosphaerellales; Mycosphaerellaceae. The transcript is spliced from 3 exons.